GGUGCAAAAAUAAAUAAACCAAAAAUAAAACCCUUAAAGGAGCAACAAAAGUGGAAUAUUAAACAAGAAAGCGCACAGCAAAAAACAGCAAAAAAAUCUACACUUAAAACUCAAUUUAAAUUUUAUCGUGUUUGCAUUUAGAAGAAAUGCCGAUUGACAGCUAUUGCUGAAAAUUACAUCAACUAUUUACAAAAGGGAAAAUAUAAAUAAAUAAAAGUGAAAUUGUAAGCAAAGGCAAACAAUAGCGACAACAAACAAGUGAAAAUAUAAAUAAAAUACGAUAUUUACAACCUGCCCACAGCAACGCGUUGCCACCUCUACAUCACAAGCAACAAGUUAACGUCGAGAGUUUCAACAUUUUUUGAAUCCAUCUGAGGUAUUUACCAAAAGCACCCGAAAAGCAUCAAGACAAUAGUCAGGUCAGAUACGAAUCAAUCAGCAAAUCAACUAACCCACCAAACGACCCACUUACAAUAACUUAACUACAAUUUAUUUUACAUUCUUGUAAACAACUCAAAUCAUUCAUUCACCUACAGCAGGUUAAGACGUGCAAGCUCAAGUAUAUAAGUCAAAAUGUGGCCGUCUCACUGUCAACGGCUCGUUCUGCUUGUCAUCAGCCUCACCUGCUUUGCUUGCCUCUUCGCGCCUGUGGCGUCACGUUCGCGUGACAAAGAAGGCCGUCGACGUAGCGAUCGCCUGUCAACUGUUUCGUCCACCUCCGCAUCAACCUACUACAGCAACUAUGCGGGCAUCUCCCCCGUUGCCACUAGCAUAUAUACGGGCCCCAUGGAUACAACCGGAUUUUGUGUACGUCGCCGCGACAUGAAACUCAUGUGCUAUUGCACGCCUGACGAGAAUCAUGUGCCCGUACAAAAAGCAGAAUGUUGGAUAUUCUCCGAUGUCUUGUUACAGAAUGACACAACUUGGACGCGCUUCUUUCAACAGAAGCGUUUGCGUGAAUUGAAAUUUGUUAUACAAAAUCAUGGCCGACUCGAUUAUAUACCCACAAUGAUAAUUGAAUCAUUAAAGAAUUUGUCCAGUAUUGUUAUUGAGUAUUCCCAAGUGGAUGUUGUGAGGAGUAACGCUUUCGCAAAUCUCCCAUAUUUGGAGCGUAUCAUAUUGACGAAUAAUCACAUUGUGGCAUUGGCUCAGGAUGCUUUCGCCAAUCAUAUACGUUUGCGUGAAUUGAAUUUGGAGCACAAUCAAAUCUAUGAAAUCGAUCGGAAUGCCUUCCACAAUUUGCCACAAUGUGAACGUCUAUUCUUGAAUAACAACAACAUUACCAACCUGCAUGAGAGUUUGUUUGUAGAGAUGCCACAUUUGAAUUAUUUGAAUUUGGCUUAUAAUCAAAUUUCUGUGCUGACCAGUGAUAUCUUUAAGGGCCUAGGCAAUUUAAAUGUGCUGAAGUUAUCACAUAAUAAUAUAAAUUUUAUUGGAGACACUGUAUUUGCGGAGCUAUGGAUAUUGUCGGAAUUGGAAUUGGACGAUAAUCGAAUUGAGCGUAUUUCGGAACGCGCUCUAGAUGGUUUGAAUACUCUAAAAACGCUGAAUCUACGCAAUAAUUUACUGAAAAAACUCGACAAUGGCUUACUACGUGGCACACCAGCACUCCUAUCGAUCAAUGUCCAAGGCAACGAUUUGGAAACUUUGACAUUUUAUACAUUCCAGCCAAUUAUGGAUAAUUUAGUCAACAGCACGAGUGAACUGCUGCUCUCAGAUUUUGUUGACAUUGAUCCACGGCUCUUGGAUGAGGGCUACAUCAUGACCACCAGCAGCCAAGCGGACAGAAAUAUUCGCAGACGUGAGCCUAGAAUGGUAGAGGCUUAUUUGGAAUUCAACGAGGACACCUUCGCCGCUCUAAACCCUACCCACCGAUGUGCGCGCAGGCGAACGCGCAUUCCACAAGAUGAUGGCUGCUGCUACGGCUCGCUUUACUCCAGCUGGAAGGAUCCGGGACAUGCGCCCAAAUUCCGCAACUAG
Molecule: messenger RNA, 1980 nt
Organism: Anastrepha ludens (Mexican fruit fly)
Lineage: Eukaryota; Metazoa; Arthropoda; Insecta; Diptera; Tephritidae
Product: connectin-like
Exons: 5
Coding region: 574-1980 (468 amino acids)
Molecular function (GO): protein binding
Source: RefSeq, a predicted model, not a curated record